Molecule: messenger RNA, 9625 nt
Organism: Cygnus atratus (black swan)
Lineage: Eukaryota; Metazoa; Chordata; Aves; Anseriformes; Anatidae
Gene: SCN8A
Product: sodium voltage-gated channel alpha subunit 8
Exons: 27
Coding region: 198-6164 (1988 amino acids)
Biological process (GO): membrane depolarization during action potential; neuronal action potential; sodium ion transmembrane transport
Cellular component (GO): axon; voltage-gated sodium channel complex; plasma membrane
Molecular function (GO): protein binding; voltage-gated sodium channel activity
Source: RefSeq, a predicted model, not a curated record
CGAGGGGCCGGCGCCCAGCGCGCAGCGCGGGGGGGCCGCGCCGGCAGCGCACAAGAUGGCGACAACCGCAGUUCCUCCUGCAGCUCCCCCACCUCCGCAGUCCAGCAACGCCUUGCGGGAGACUCGCUAGCGCAGCGGCCACAAGCUGACCUGUCCGGGCUGCAACAUCACUAAAGAAGCUGCUGCAGGAUGAAAAGAUGGCAGCACGGCUGCUCGCACCACCAGGCCCCGAUAGUUUUAAACCUUUCACUCCGGAGUCUCUGGCUAACAUUGAGAAACGCAUUGCAGAAGAAAAAAAGAAGAAGCGUCCAAAGCAAGACAGCAGCCACCGGGAUGACGAUGAAGACAGCAAACCAAAACCAAACAGUGACCUUGAGGCAGGGAAGAAUUUGCCUUUCAUCUACGGGGACAUCCCUAAAGGCCUGGUUGCUGUACCACUGGAGGACUUUGACCCUUAUUAUAUGACCCAGAAAACCUUUGUAGUACUAAACAGAGGGAAAACACUCUUCCGAUUUAGUGCCACACCUGCCUUGUACAUUUUAAGUCCUUUUAAUCUGUUUAGAAGAAUAGCUAUUAAAAUUUUGAUACAUUCAGUAUUUAGCAUGAUCAUUAUGUGCACUAUUUUGACCAACUGUGUAUUCAUGACUUUUAGUAACCCGCCUGAAUGGUCGAAGAAUGUGGAGUAUACAUUCACUGGUAUUUAUACAUUUGAAUCACUUGUGAAAAUUAUUGCAAGAGGUUUCUGUAUAGAUGGCUUUACUUUCCUACGUGAUCCAUGGAACUGGCUAGAUUUCAGUGUGAUCAUGAUGGCAUAUGUCACAGAGUUUGUGGACCUUGGGAAUGUCUCAGCAUUGAGAACUUUCAGAGUUCUCCGAGCUUUGAAAACUAUCUCUGUUAUUCCAGGCUUGAAGACCAUUGUGGGUGCCCUAAUUCAGUCUGUGAAGAAGCUGUCAGAUGUAAUGAUCUUGACAGUAUUUUGUCUCAGUGUCUUUGCUCUGAUCGGGUUGCAGCUUUUUAUGGGCAAUUUGAGGAACAAGUGUGUGAUAUGGCCAAUUAAUGUGAAUGAGACGUUCCUGGAUAACGGCUCUAGGGGCUUUGACUGGGAGGAAUACACCAACAAUAUGUCAAAUUUUUACAUAAUUCCUGGUGCCCCUGAUCCUUUGCUCUGUGGUAACAGCUCAGAUGCAGGUCAAUGUCCAGAGGGCUACACAUGCAUGAAAGCAGGACGGAACCCAAACUAUGGUUACACAAGCUUUGACACUUUCAGCUGGGCUUUUCUGGCUUUGUUUCGCCUUAUGACUCAGGACUUUUGGGAAAACUUGUAUCAAUUAACCUUACGAGCAGCAGGAAAAACUUACAUGAUCUUCUUCGUCUUGGUGAUCUUUGUGGGGUCGUUCUAUCUGGUAAAUCUAAUUUUGGCUGUGGUGGCUAUGGCUUAUGAAGAGCAGAACCAGGCCACACUGGAGGAGGCAGAGCAGAAAGAGGCAGAAUUUAAGGCCAUGUUAGAACAAUUGAAAAAGCAGCAGGAAGAAGCACAGGCUGCUGCUAUGGUCACUUCAGCAGGGACAGUCUCUGAGGAUGCUGUGGAAGAUGAUGGUGGGGGGAGGAUGUCUCGGAGCUCCUCGGAGAUUUCCAAAGUCAGUUCCAAGAGUGCCAAGGAGCGUCGAAACCGGAGGAAAAAACGGAAGGACAAAGAGCUGUCGGAAGGAGAGGAGAAGGGUGACGCUGAAAAGGUGUUCAAGUCUGAAUCAGAGGAUGGCAUGAGGAGGAAAGCGUUCAGACUACCCGAUAACAGGAUAGGAAGGAAGUUUUCCAUCAUGAACCAGUCUCUCCUCAGCAUCCCAGGCUCCCCUUUUCUCUCCCGGCACAAUAGCAAGAGCAGCAUCUUCAGCUACAAAGGGCGAUUUCGUGACCCAGGUUCGGAGAAUGAGUUUGCUGAUGACGAGCACAGCACGGUGGAAGAGAGCGAAGGCAGGAGAGACUCCCUCUUCAUCCCCAUCCGUGGCCGUGACCGAAGGAGCAGCUACAGCGGCUACAGCGGCUACAGCCAAGGCAGCCGGUCCUCGCGGAUUUUUCCCAACCUCCGCCGAAACGUGAAGAGGAACAGCACGGUGGAUUGUAACGGCGUGGUGUCCCUCAUUGGCGGCCCACCUUCCAGCAUGCCUGGGGGACGCCUUCUGCCUGAGGUGAAAAUAGAUAAGGCAGCUACUGAUGACAGCGGUACCACUGAAAUAGAAAUUAAAAAGAAACCUGGUGGGUCUCGCUUGGUCUCGAUGGAUCAGGUGAAUGCCUCCUAUGGAAGAAAGGAUCGAACCAACAGUGUAAUGACCGGCUUGACAAAUACCCUUGUUGAGGAGCUGGAAGAGUCCCAGAGGAAGUGUCCCCCUUGCUGGUACAAAUUUGCUAACACGUUCUUGAUCUGGGAAUGCCACCCGUACUGGAUCAAGCUGAAGGAGAUAGUGAACUUAAUUGUCAUGGAUCCUUUUGUUGACCUGGCCAUCACCAUCUGUAUUGUGCUGAACACUCUGUUCAUGGCAAUGGAGCACCAUCCUAUGACCCCCGAGUUUGAACAUGUACUCUCCGUAGGAAAUCUGGUUUUCACUGGAAUUUUCACAGCAGAAAUGUUCCUGAAGCUUAUCGCCAUGGAUCCCUACUAUUAUUUCCAAGAAGGCUGGAACAUCUUUGAUGGAUUUAUUGUCUCCCUCAGUUUAAUGGAACUGGGUCUAGCAAACGUGGAAGGACUUUCCGUACUGCGAUCUUUCCGAUUGCUGAGAGUCUUCAAACUGGCCAAGUCUUGGCCCACUCUGAAUAUGCUGAUAAAAAUCAUCGGUAACUCGGUGGGUGCUUUGGGGAACCUGACCUUGGUGCUAGCCAUCAUCGUGUUCAUCUUUGCGGUGGUGGGCAUGCAGCUCUUCGGCAAAAGCUACAAGGAGUGUGUCUGCAAGAUCAAUCCGGAGUGUGAGCUACCCCGCUGGCACAUGCACGAUUUCUUCCACUCCUUCCUUAUUGUCUUCCGUGUGUUGUGUGGGGAAUGGAUUGAGACCAUGUGGGAUUGUAUGGAGGUGGCAGGACAGGCCAUGUGCUUGAUUGUCUUCAUGAUGGUCAUGGUCAUCGGAAAUUUAGUGGUGCUGAACCUAUUCUUGGCCUUGCUACUGAGCUCCUUCAGCGCAGACAACUUGGCAGCCACAGAUGAUGAUGGGGAGAUGAACAACCUGCAGAUUUCUGUCAUUCGCAUCAAGAAGGGCAUUGCCUGGACCAAGGCAAAAGUGCGUGAAUUCAUGCACGCUCAUUUCAAGCAGAGAGGGGGAGAUGAGGUCAAACCCUUGGAUGAAUUGUAUGACAAGAAGGUGAACUGCAUUGCUAACCACACAGGGGCUGAUAUCAACAGAGACAUUGAUUAUCAGAAGAAUGGCAAUGGCACGACAAGUGGAAUUGGGAGCAGUGUGGAGAAGUACAUAAUAGAUGAAGAUCACAUGUCCUUCAUCAAUAACCCCAAUCUCACUGUCCGGGUACCUAUUGCUGUAGGAGAAUCAGAUUUUGAAAAUCUCAACACAGAAGAUUUCAGCAGUGAUACAGAUCCAGAUGGCAGCAAAGAGAAACUGGAUGAUACCAGCUCCUCUGAAGGUAGCACCAUUGAUAUAAAACCUGAGGUGGAAGAAGUCCCUGUGGAGGCCCCAGAGGAGUACCUGGACCCAGAUGCGUGUUUCACAGAAGGCUGCAUGCAGCGCUGUAAAUGUUGUCAGGUCAAUAUUGAGGAAGGGCUGGGAAAGUCUUGGUGGACCUUGAGGAAGACGUGUUUUCUGAUUGUGGAACAUAACUGGUUUGAGACUUUCAUCAUCUUUAUGAUCCUACUGAGCAGUGGUGCUCUGGCUUUUGAGGAUAUUUACAUAGAACAGAGGAAAACCAUCCGGACCAUCCUGGAGUAUGCGGACAAGGUCUUCACUUACAUUUUCAUCCUGGAGAUGUUGCUGAAAUGGUGCGCCUACGGAUUCGUCAAGUUCUUCACUAAUGCCUGGUGCUGGCUGGAUUUCCUCAUUGUGGCUGUCUCUUUAGUCAGCCUUGUAGCUAAUGCCCUGGGCUACUCGGAACUAGGUGCCAUAAAGUCCCUUAGGACACUAAGAGCUUUGAGGCCUUUAAGAGCGUUGUCCCGAUUUGAGGGGAUGAGGGUGGUUGUCAAUGCCUUGGUUGGCGCUAUCCCUUCCAUUAUGAAUGUGUUGUUGGUCUGCCUUAUCUUCUGGCUGAUUUUCAGCAUUAUGGGGGUUAACCUGUUUGCCGGGAAAUAUCAUUACUGCUUUAAUGAAACAUCCGAGGAGCGCUUUGAAAUAGAUAUUGUUAACAACAAGACAGACUGCGAAGCCCUGAUGCCACCCAACUCCACUGAGAUUCGAUGGAAGAAUGUGAAAAUUAACUUCGACAACGUUGGGGCAGGAUACCUGGCUCUCCUGCAAGUUGCUACUUUCAAGGGCUGGAUGGACAUCAUGUACGCAGCAGUGGAUUCCAGAAAGCAAGAAGAGCAACCCAAGUACGAGGACAACAUUUACAUGUACAUAUAUUUUGUUAUCUUCAUCAUCUUCGGCUCCUUUUUCACCCUGAAUUUGUUCAUUGGUGUCAUCAUUGACAAUUUCAAUCAACAAAAGAAAAAGUUUGGAGGUCAAGAUAUUUUCAUGACAGAAGAACAAAAGAAGUACUAUAAUGCCAUGAAAAAACUGGGCUCAAAGAAGCCUCAAAAGCCUAUUCCCCGACCUCUGAACCGUAUUCAGGGAGCUGUCUUUGACUUUGUAACUCAGCAAGCUUUUGAUAUAGUCAUCAUGAUGCUCAUCUGCCUCAACAUGGUGACCAUGAUGGUAGAGACGGACACACAAAGCAAGCAGAUGGAGGACAUCCUUUACUGGAUCAACCUGGUGUUCGUCAUCUUCUUCACCUGUGAGUGUGUGCUGAAGAUGUUCGCCUUGCGGCACUAUUAUUUCACCAUCGGGUGGAACAUUUUUGACUUCGUGGUUGUGAUUCUGUCCAUUGUGGGAAUGUUCCUGGCUGAAAUCAUUGAGAAGUAUUUUGUAUCACCCACGCUCUUCCGAGUCAUCCGACUGGCUCGUAUUGGACGUAUCCUGCGUUUGAUCAAAGGAGCCAAAGGAAUCCGCACCUUGCUUUUUGCCUUAAUGAUGUCUUUGCCUGCCUUGUUCAACAUCGGCCUCUUGCUGUUCUUGGUCAUGUUCAUCUUCUCCAUCUUCGGCAUGUCAAACUUUGCCUACGUCAAGCAUGAGGCUGGCAUAGAUGAUAUGUUCAACUUCGAGACCUUUGGCAACAGCAUGAUCUGCUUGUUCCAGAUCACUACAUCGGCUGGCUGGGAUGGCCUGCUGCUGCCAAUCCUAAACCGGCCUCCAGACUGCGAUCUAGACAAGGAGCAUCCCGGGAGUGGUUUUAAGGGGGAUUGUGGGAACCCUUCAGUGGGGAUUUUUUUCUUUGUGAGUUACAUCAUCAUCUCCUUCCUGAUCGUGGUCAACAUGUACAUUGCCAUCAUCCUGGAGAACUUCAGUGUGGCGACAGAGGAGAGUGCGGAUCCACUGAGUGAGGAUGACUUUGAAACUUUCUACGAGAUUUGGGAGAAGUUCGAUCCCGACGCCACACAGUUCAUAGAGUACAGCAAGCUCGCGGACUUUGCUGAUGCUUUGGAACAUCCUCUCCGGGUCCCAAAACCCAACACCAUUGAACUCAUUGCCAUGGACCUGCCUAUGGUAAGUGGAGACAGGAUCCACUGUUUAGACAUCCUGUUUGCCUUCACCAAACGUGUCCUGGGGGACAGUGGAGAGCUGGAUAUACUGAGACAACAGAUGGAGGAAAGAUUUGUGGCAUCCAACCCUUCCAAAGUGUCUUAUGAGCCCAUCACAACUACGCUGCGGCGUAAGCAGGAAGAAGUCUCAGCAGUGGUUAUGCAGAGGGCUUACAGGGCUCGUUUAGCCAGACGGGGGUUUGUUAGCCGAAGGCCUGUCCCCACAAAACUGGAAAACGGAGGAACAAACAGGGAGAAAAAAGAAGGCACCCCAUCCACGGCAUCUCUCCCAUCAUAUGACAGUGUGACUAAACCUGAGAAGGAGAAACAACGAGCAGAGGAAGGAAGACGAGAAAAGGCGAAAAGACAAAAAGAUGUCAGGGAAUCCAAGUGUUGAGACAAAAUAGUAGAAUUGUACAAAUUUAAAAAUAUUUGCAAGUGAAAAGAUUGUUUACAAACUUCAUGAAAUAUAUCAAUACAGAACAGCUGUGGAGACACUUACCUGAAGAUCUUAUACCAAACAUAGUCUGCUUACUAUGUGACAGCGUUGCAUCUAAAGCAGUGACCUACCACCUGUUUAAAGGACCCUUGUAAACAAACAUUUAAAAACAAAAAAGGAAAAAAAAUGGAUUUUCUAUUGUUUGGGCAGGUGGAUACUGCAUGUUCCACAUCAGUCAAUGCAACUUAGGACAAACAAGCAAAAUAAAACACACACACACAGAAACAAAACCCGCUGCUGGGAUUCAUAUAUUUUCCAAAGCAGCCAAAAAUGGAUUUUAUUUUCCCAUUUUGUUGUUUAUUAUUGAAAGAAAACCCAGAAGUCACGAUGUUAAAGGGUUUGUUCAUGCAAAAUUAGAUUUGCAUUUAGCUAAGCAGCAAAAUAAUAAAAAAAAGUGAAAAUAAGCAAAACAACAAAAAAAGAAACUAACCACCCAUUUAGCCCAUGCCAUUUAAUUAAUUGUCAUAGUUUAUUUGAUAUUUAUUAUCUGCAUUCUACUUUCUACAUGGGCUUUACUUGGUUUGGGAGAUGGGGUAAUCGGGUACCUUCAGCCUGCAACCAGCGCAGGCUGAUUCCCCAAAACUAAAAGUGCUCGUUCAAUGCAUAGAAACGAUUUGCAUGAUGGCAUGCCGUGACCAGGAACCAUGCAUGAGGAAUCAUUAAGCCACAAGACACUCAGUAAUCUGUCCACAGCAGUGUGUUAAGCCAUAAAUUCGAGGCACUCCACUGACUACCGUACACUGUAUUUGGAGAUAAACUUUAACAAUAAUCAUGCCCUUCACCGGUACUUACCCGUUCUUAGCAAUCUUUCAUAGACCUGCCAGUAGAAAAAAAAAAAAGAAACAAGCAGAUGAAAUACUUGUGUGUGUGUAUGUUUAACAGCGUGUCUUUUUUUCCCCAUACAGCCGUCUUUUGCACACUGAAAUAUAACAAAACUAAAUGAUGCUCUGGACCUCAUCCAAGGGGAGAGGUUAAAACCUGAGAAUGGCUUGUUAUACUCUGUCACUGUAAAACCAAAAUCUAGGGCUUAAAUACCAGCCAGUAAGUUACUUUGUAUCCUGCGAUAUUUAGCAUAAUAUUAAUUAUUAGUCAGCCUCCAUCCUGCAGCGUAGACAUUUUUUUUUUUUUUUUCUUCCCCUGUGGAGAUAAGUGCUAAAGACCGUAGCAUGACAUCUCUACAGGUAGAGAUGUGGGGAGCUUGGAGGGCGCGCUCCCCACAGCAGGCCUGGGGAAGGGGACAUCGCUCACCGCGCGCAGCUGGCCCACCGCCGUCGGGCUCCCCGCUCCGGGCAGCCUUCAGCAGCCCCAACCCCUUCCUCCACUCCUCCGUUGGCUUUUGCAGCGCUGCACGGGUUUGGGUUUGUUUUUCUUUCCUUGCUUCUGUAGCCAUGAGUUGUGUUUUGUUUUGUUUUUUUGUUGGAAGCAAAAGGCGGCGUGUGCCCAUGGGCGGUGGGACCAGCACCAGCCCGGGGGUGCUGGGUGGCAAGCCAGGCAUCAGGUGUCUUCGCCUCCUUCCCAUUUCUUACGUUUUCACGGACUGGCAACUAAAAAGGCCCUGCAGGGUGGGUAGGAAUCAGAGCUACCUCUUGCCUAGUCUUCUCGCUGCAGCAGUAAAUAGUGCCACAGAAGAGAAGGUCAAACAUUUCUGUUUUCCUAGCGAUCCCAGCCUCUCCACCAUCCCCCAGCACAUUUCGCGGUGUCCUCCUGACUUAGCCAGUUCUCAGCCACUGCUCCGGGCACUGUUUUUCUUCAGGGCCAGCACAGGUUUCCCCACAGGGUAGGUUGGCAGCGCCGCAGCCCAAAGGAGACGUUGGGGUCGGCACCGCUCCCGACCCCAGCCAGGCAUCACACGGGCUGUGCCGCACGCAAGCGCGGUGUUGGACCAUGGACCAAAACCAAGGGCACCCAUCCUAGCGGGAAAACCAAGACACCAGAACCUGUCGAUGGCAGGAGGAAUCCUGGUUGGCGUAAGCUCACCCCCCCCCCCCAAGACGUUUUCCAGGAGUCACUCGCAGCGCAGGAAGCCACGCAGCAGACAGCCGUGCCAAGUCAGCCGCUCGCAGCACGCAGGCCAGCCAUCGCCGUGCCGGGAGCAGUUCUGCUGCACCCAGGCACACAGCAAGGAACCUUUUCUAUCCUGUCAGCUCUUGCCCCAGUCGCUCCUAGGAUAUGAUGUAUAAUAACAGAGAAAACAUACAUAUGUACAGGCUCCAUUGUAAACAGCACAAGAAAAAAAAAUAGCUGAAAAGUGUGGUUGAACUUUUUAAGAGAAUAUUAUAAAUACUGUAAUAUAUCAUUUUAUUUUAUCAGCAUGCCUUUUUGUAAAUACAAAGAACUACAAAAAUAAUAGAAUGGCUUCUGGCUUAUGCCAUUGUCCAUGUUUAUUUUUAUUUUUUUAAUAUCUUUCUGUUGUCCUUAGACUUUAGAUAGCCAGUAAAUGUCCCCCAAAGAAAAAACAAAACCCUGCCCUGCAAAAAAAAAAAAAAAAAAAAGAUUUAAACAAACAAAAGGCUUUAUUGCAAAUGAUCUUUGCAACAUCAGGAGUAGGUAUUUUUGGGUUCCAAUGUGCAAUAAGUUGACCACUUCUAUGCAAGAUUUGGCUAAACUUCAUAAUUGUUCUUAAGCUGGGCUAUUGACUCGUAGGUGAAGCUUGGUACAUUCAGCAUUCAUGCUGGCACUUUCAUUAAGCUGCUCAAUUACUUUCAGAAAAAAAUCCCUUCAGACUCUGUAUAUAUAUUUAUUUUUUUAAACAUUAGAUCUGUAUUAAACGCAAGAGGCCGGUGGUAUCGUUAAUCGGUAUGGCUUAAAAAGGAAGAGGAACGAAUAGUUUCUUCACCUGUUCUUUGGCUGGAGGCAAGUCCUUCUGCUCAGAGAAGAGUUCUGCAGGGUUUUUGCUUUGUUCUUCAUCUCGGUUUGCUGCUUGGGGCAGGCAGCGCCAUCAGCACAGGUGCUGAAGAUAACGGAUCUGCAUUUCGGUAUGUCUUCACUAGGUGAAGCCAAGGACAGAGGGAAACUUGGGUCCAAAAGCAUUAAGGACAUCGGUGUCAUAUACAAGUCUGAAUUCAAAGGCGUACACAGAAUUUAUAUUCCAGAUUCAGGGUUGUGGGCAUAAAGUGAGGAUGGUGUUGGCAAUUAAAGGGGCAUAGCCAAGAAGUCAAGACUACAACAAGUAGCUCUUUUCCCUCCUCCCAUUUAUAAAAGUCCCCUUUUUGGUUAAUUUCUUACUGUGUUCUAAAAAGAGCAGAGGGGAAGGGCAAAAAGGAAAUACCAAUUUAAGCUGCUUUAUUCACUUUUCCUGUUCACCUUUUUUUAAGAAUAUAGAAGCCAAUGUUGAACAACAACAACAAAAAAUAAUAAAA